AUUCAGUUUUGCGAUUUCUAAACUUACUCCAACUUCAGAAGAACCCAAAGAUGUCGCAUUUGCGAUCUCUGCUUCUUCUCCUUAUUAUCCUACUCCCUCAAACUUCAUCGGAGUUGGGAGCAAUAGAGGCCUUGGUGAGACGUCUAGACAGUAAACGAGCACCUACGUCUGUACAAGAAGCAGCAGCCAAGGCACUUCUCGGAAGAUUGUUGCCUACCCAUGUUUCAAGCUUUGAAUUCGAAAUCGUUUCCAAGGAUGCUUGUGGCGGAUAUAGUUGUUUCUGGAUAAACAACUUCAAUAUCUCAAGCAGGAAGGGCACAGAAAUAAUAAUUAAGGGCACCACAGCAGUUGAAAUUGUUUCUGGUCUACAUUGGUAUUUAAAGUAUUGGUGUGGUGCUCAUGUUUCGUGGGACAAGACUGGUGGAACUCAGAUUGCUUCUAUUCCGAGAUCAGGAUCAUUGCCUGUUGUGAAAGAUGAGGGUGUAAUGAUUCAACGUCCAGUCCCAUGGAAUUAUUAUCAAAAUGUUGUUACUUCAAGUUAUUCCUUUGUUUGGUGGGAUUGGAAAAGAUGGGAGAAAGAGAUUGAUUGGAUGGCACUUCAAGGGGUUAACUUGCCUUUGGCAUUUACAGGGCAAGAGGCAAUUUGGCAAAAAGUUUUCAAGACUUUUAACAUUACGAAGGAAGAUUUGAAUGAUUUUUUCGGAGGACCAGCUUUCCUUGCGUGGGCUCGCAUGGGUAAUUUACAUGGGUGGGGUGGGCCUCUUCCACAGACCUGGUUGGAUCGACAAUUGGCUUUGCAGAAACAGAUUCUAUCAAGGAUGAUUGAAUUUGGAAUGACUCCUGUGCUGCCAUCAUUCUCUGGUAAUGUUCCAGCUACACUGAAAAGGAUAUUCCCUGCAGCAAAUAUAACUAGACUUGGGAACUGGAACACUAUCAAUAGCGAUCCUCGUUGGUGCUGUACAUUCCUUCUGGAUCCUUCUGAUCCACUAUUUGUCAAACUGGGGGAGGCUUUUAUUAGGGAACAGGUUAAAGAAUAUGGUGACAUAACUGACAUCUACAACUGUGACACAUUCAAUGAAAACUCCCCACCUACAGACAAUCCAACAUACAUCUCAUUGCUAGGAGCUGCUGUUUAUAAUGCAAUGUCUAAAGGUGAUAAGGACGCUGUGUGGCUAAUGCAAGGAUGGUUGUUCUCAUCAGAGUCUGCAUUCUGGAGACCACCGCAAAUGAGAGCGCUUCUGCAUUCUGUGCCAUUUGGAAAGAUGAUAGUUCUUGAUCUUUUUGCUGAUGUCAAACCUAUAUGGGAAAAUUCCUCACAAUUUUAUGGCACUCCUUAUGUCUGGUGCAUGUUGCACAACUUUGGAGGAAAUAUUGAAAUGUAUGGCCGACUGGAUGCAAUUUCAUCUGGUCCAGUUGAUGCUCGCCUCAGCCAAAAUUCAGCUAUGGUUGGGGUUGGCAUGUGCAUGGAAGGAAUAGAACAAAAUCCAGUGGUAUAUGAGCUGAUGUCUGAAAUGGCAUUUCGGAGUGAAAAAGUGGAACUUGAGGAGUGGCUUAGAUCCUACUCACGUCGACGCUAUGGUAAACCAGUUUACCAAAUUGAGGAAGCAUGGAGGAUUCUUUACCGAACAAUUUACAAUUGCAGUGAUGGAAUUGCUGAUCAUAACAAAGAUUACAUUGUUGAAUUCCCGGAUUGGGAUCCUUCAGUGAGACCUGAUUUAAACAUGUCAGCAAAAGGGAAGAUGCACCUUGCACUGGAUUUAACUAGAAGAUUCUCCUUUAUAGAAGUGAUCGCUUCUUUGCCUCAGCCACAUUUAUGGUACUCCACCAAAGAGGUCAUUCAUGCUUUGAGUCUAUUCCUUAAUGCAGGAAAUGAUCUUUCAGGAAGCCUCACAUAUAGAUAUGACUUGGUCGACUUAACUCGACAAGUCCUAUCAAAGCUUGGAAACCAGGUAUAUAUGGACGCAGUGAUUGCUUUUCAACAGGAGGAUGUGAAAGCUUUAAGUGUUCAAGGUGAAAGGUUCAUUCAACUCAUCAAAGAUAUCGAUACUCUUCUGUCUUCUGAUGAUAAUUUGCUACUGGGAACGUGGUUAGAAAGUGCAAAAGGUCUUGCUGUAACUCCAAACGAGUUGAGGCAGUAUGAAUGGAAUGCAAGAACACAAAUAACAAUGUGGUUUGAUAACUCAGAGACCAAUCAGAGCAAUCUUCAUGACUAUGCCAACAAGUUCUGGAGUGGGCUUUUGCAAAGUUACUAUCUGCCAAGGGCUUCCACUUACUUCAGUCAUUUAUUAACAAGUUUGAGGGAAAACAGAGCCUUUCAGCUGGAAGAAUGGAGAAGAGAGUGGAUCUCUCUUUCAAACAAAUGGCAAGAAGGGACAGAGCUUUACCCUGUAGAAGCUCAGGGAGAUGCCCAUGCAAUUGCUGAAGCAUUGUUCAAGAAAUACUUAAGCUGAGAUUUGAAUUGAUUCGUCGAGAAUCAAUUAAAGAUGUAUAGCGGAUUUGUUUGUCGAUUUAUACAGGUGAUAGUGAGCCCUUCAUAUCUGGGUUCCUUAUUAAUCGACUCCAGUGAUCAAUAUUUUUAAGUCAUUGAUUUAAUAGGAAAGAUUCAAUUUUAAGCCUUUCACUAAAGAAUGUAUUUGUGCUCAUCUAUCAAAGUAGCAAACAAUAUUCAGGCUGUUAUCACAAUCUAUAAACAGCUCAAAUGGAUAUUCUCUGUUGGCCUCGGUGCUUGGCCUUCAUUUAUCAUUUGAGUCACACAUUUAGAAUCCAGUUACAACUCAAUAAUGGUUGGAGGAUCUCAACUAUUUAACAAUGAUAUAUAUGGAGAUUUCUUGAUGUAGUCAACAAAAAUUAUCUUGGGUAGGAGAUCAUUCAAAUGGAAAAGCUGAAAGGGUAUGUAUCUCA
Telopea speciosissima is the source of this 2901-nucleotide messenger RNA. RefSeq names its product alpha-N-acetylglucosaminidase-like. The record is from RefSeq and is a predicted model, not a curated record. Bases 51 to 2450 code for a protein of 799 amino acids. The transcript is spliced from 19 exons. NCBI's taxonomy places the organism in Eukaryota, Viridiplantae, Streptophyta, Magnoliopsida, Proteales, Proteaceae. Gene Ontology annotation, molecular function: protein binding.